AUGUCUGAAGGAAGCUGAUUUUGGAAUAAGUCUUCUUUUCAGGCCAGCCUUCUGACUUGCUCCAGAAUUGCUUUGAAAGGCAAGACAUCUUGUUUCCUUUUGCCCAUGGAACUCCCAUUUUUUCAUGGAAAGAUAACAAGAAGAACCUGUGAAGAGCUGCUGAGCAAGAAGAAAAAGAAUGGAAGCUAUUUAAUACGGGAGAGUGAGAGUGUGGAAGGAGCCUUAUGUCUCUGUGUUUUCUUUGAGGGUCUUGUCUACACUUACCGUAUCUUCAGUGAACACCAAAGACAUUUUAGAAUACAGACUUCUGAAGGUGUUCCAGAUAGGACCUUCAAAACAUUAACAGACUUAAUAUACACUUUUGAAAAGCCAAAUCAAGGACUGAUAACAAACCUCCGCUACCCAGUGAAGAAAAUGAAGGCCUUGCAAAGAAGCCAGAGGUUCAAGUCAGGAAUGGACAGUAUUUAUGAUGAAUUUGAUGAAGACGGUGAUUACAUCACUGUCCUACCCUGA
This is a messenger RNA of Hirundo rustica (Barn swallow), 513 nucleotides long. Its product is annotated as SH2 domain-containing protein 1B-like. The transcript has 4 exons. Lineage: Eukaryota; Metazoa; Chordata; Aves; Passeriformes; Hirundinidae. The record is from RefSeq and is a predicted model, not a curated record.